AUGCUUUUGAUUCCUGAGAGGUCACAAACAUCCAACAUCAAUUUCAACAUCUGUGUGAGUGUGGAGUCCUUGCCCCCUUACCUUAGUGUGAGUGUGGAGUCCUUGCCCCCUUACCUUAGUGUGAGUGUGGAGUCCUUGCCCCCUUACCUUAGUGUGAGUGUGGAGUCCUUGCCCCCUUACCUUAGUGUGAGUGUGGAGUCCUUGCCCCCUUACCUUAGUGUGAGUGUGGAGUCCUUGCCCCCUUACCUUAGUGUGAGUGUGGAGUCCUUGCCCCCUUACCUUAGUGUGAGUGUGGAGUCCUUGCCCCCUUACCUUAGUGUGAGUGUGGAGUCCUUGCCCCCUUACCUUAGUGUGAGUGUGGAGUCCUUGCCCCCUUACCUUAGUGUGAGUGUGGAGUCCUUGCCCCCUUACCUUAGUGUGAGUGUGGAGUCCUUGCCCCCUUACCUUAGUGUGAGUGUGGAGUCCUUGCCCCCUUACCUUAGUGUGAGUGUGGAGUCCUUGCCCCCUUACCUUAGUGUGAGUGUGGAGUCCUUGCCCCCUUACCUUAGUGUGAGUGUGGAGUCCUUGCCCCCUUACCUUAGUGUGAGUGUGGAGUCCUUGCCCCCUUACCUUAGUGUGAGUGUGGAGUCCUUGCCCCCUUACCUUAGUGUGAGUGUGGAGUCCUUGCCCCCUUACCUUAGUGUGAGUGUGGAGUCCUUGCCCCCUUACCUUAGUGUGAGUGUUCAAAAGUUUUCCCAGCAGAAGCCUAUCCAUUAUCUCUACCGGGGCUCGCCUCCUUUAAGCGAGUAUGGAUACCCCAAUUCCGAGGUAUCCAGGGAUAUAUUUUUCUCGUCUCUCUUCGUGAGUGGUGAAGCACAGGUGCCACUAGCUUGA
Argiope bruennichi is the source of this 873-nucleotide messenger RNA. RefSeq lists its product as uncharacterized. The transcript has 3 exons. Lineage: Eukaryota; Metazoa; Arthropoda; Arachnida; Araneae; Araneidae. The record is from RefSeq and is a predicted model, not a curated record. The coding region runs from base 1 to 873 and encodes 290 amino acids.